GCUGAUUAUGUUAUCUUUCCUGUUGUUGCAGACAUAGGUUUGUUGAAGAUUGCACGGUUUAAUGAUAUGUUACUAUUUCAAACAGUAUCUUCAUGCCGUCUCAAGCCACAUUUUUGUGGUUGAUCCUCUGGAAGGGACAAAUGAAGUUGAGGACUCCAGAAAGGCUGGACACAGAUUUGGACAGUAUUUCAAGAUGCGCCGGAACAGACUGGGAAAGGACGACUGGGUGAACAUCAAGUGGAAGCCUGGCAAGAUAACCCACACCUUUCAGGAAGAUGCCACCAGUUGUGGGGUCUUUGUCAUGCAGAUGGCCAAGAUGACAGUGAUGGAGUUUCCAAAGAUGCCACAGUGUUUUCAUAUUUACACAUCAGAAGAGGGUCUUAAAAAUCAAAGAAGAAUCAUGGCAGGAGAAAUUCUCACAGCGUUAGAUAUCUUGCGUGCCAAAUAUCUGGAGGAGUCGGCGGACUCAAUAUCCACGUCCAGCCAAUGA
Messenger RNA from Etheostoma cragini (Arkansas darter), 490 nucleotides. RefSeq lists its product as uncharacterized. The record is from RefSeq and is a predicted model, not a curated record. The transcript is spliced from 4 exons. The coding region runs from base 62 to 490 and encodes 142 amino acids. Lineage: Eukaryota; Metazoa; Chordata; Actinopteri; Perciformes; Percidae.